CUGAAAAAUCGUGAGCAUAUGAAAGACAAGUGCAGCUGACACGUUACAAGGCUAAUAAGACGAGAGAUAGAGAUAUGUUGUUUAAUGUUUGCAGGGGACAUGCAUUCGCCAAUUUACAAUUGCAUCACAGGCCAAUACAUGGCAACGACCCUUUUUCCAUCUUCUACUCUUUUGGUUCCCGCAAGCUUAAAGGAAGCUAAUCCCAUAACCAGAAACUCAUCCUCCAAGUUACUUGUAAACUGCAAAACACUGAAGGAGCUGAAGCAGUUGCAUUGUGACAUGAUGAAGAAAGGGUUGUUGUGUCACAAGCCUGCUAGUAACCUCAACAAGCUUAUUGCUUCUUCUGUUCAGAUAGGUACCCUUGAGAGCUUGGACUAUGCUCGAAAUGCUUUUGGGGAUGAUGAUGGAAACAUGGCCUCCUUGUUCAUGUAUAACUGUCUUAUUAGAGGUUAUGCUUCAGCAGGGUUGGGUGACCAAGCAAUCUUGCUUUACGUUCAGAUGCUGGUGAUGGGCAUUGUGCCUGACAAGUACACUUUCCCUUUUUUGCUGAGUGCGUGUUCUAAGAUUUUGGCGCUUUCUGAGGGUGUUCAAGUUCAUGGGGCGGUUCUUAAGAUGGGUUUGGAGGGAGAUAUAUUUGUCAGCAACUCUUUGAUACAUUUCUAUGCGGAGUGCGGGAAGGUUGACUUGGGACGAAAGCUGUUUGACGGAAUGCUUGAGAGAAAUGUUGUGUCUUGGACUAGUUUGAUCAAUGGUUAUUCUGGGAGGGACUUGUCAAAGGAGGCUGUUUCUCUGUUCUUUCAGAUGGUUGAGGCUGGUGUAGAACCUAAUCCGGUUACCAUGGUCUGCGUUAUAUCUGCUUGUGCCAAGUUGAAGGAUCUUGAAUUGGGUAAGAAAGUGUGUUCUUAUAUCAGUGAGUUAGGCAUGGAACUUAGCACAAUCAUGGUGAAUGCAUUGGUUGAUAUGUACAUGAAAUGUGGGGAUAUAUGUGCUGCGAGGCAGAUUUUUGAUGAAUGUGCCAAUAAGAAUUUGGUUAUGUACAAUACUAUCAUGUCAAAUUAUGUGCACCAUGAGUGGGCCAGUGACGUGUUAGUAAUUUUGGAUGAAAUGCUGCAAAAGGGACCACGACCGGAUAAGGUGACCAUGUUAUCUACGAUUGCAGCCUGUGCACAGUUAGGUGAUCUUUCUGUUGGGAAGUCAUCCCAUGCUUAUGUCUUACGGAAUGGACUUGAAGGUUGGGAUAACAUUUCCAACGCCAUCAUUGACAUGUACAUGAAAUGUGGCAAAAGAGAAGCAGCUUGCAAAGUUUUUGAGCAUAUGCCAAACAAGACGGUGGUGACUUGGAAUUCGUUAAUUGCAGGUUUGGUUAGAGAUGGUGACAUGGAAUUAGCUUGGAGAAUCUUUGAUGAGAUGCUUGAGAGGGAUCUUGUAUCUUGGAACACUAUGAUCGGUGCAUUGGUUCAAGUGAGCAUGUUUGAGGAAGCAAUUGAGCUAUUCAGAGAGAUGCAAAACCAGGGGAUUCCAGGAGAUAGAGUGACAAUGGUGGGCAUUGCUUCUGCCUGUGGAUAUUUAGGAGCUCUUGAUCUUGCCAAGUGGGUAUGUACUUACAUUGAGAAAAAUGACAUUCACGUGGACUUGCAGCUUGGCACAGCUUUGGUUGACAUGUUUUCAAGAUGUGGUGAUCCCUCAAGUGCUAUGCAUGUUUUCAAAAGAAUGGAAAAACGGGAUGUGUCUGCCUGGACUGCUGCCAUCGGAGUUAUGGCAAUGGAGGGAAAUACAGAAGGGGCUAUUGAGCUUUUUAACGAGAUGCUUGAACAAAAGGUGAAACCAGAUGAUGUUGUUUUUGUGGCACUAUUGACAGCAUGUAGCCAUGGUGGCUCUGUGGACCAAGGGAGGCAACUUUUUUGGUCAAUGGAAAAAGCCCACGGAAUACGUCCUCAUAUUGUCCACUAUGGAUGUAUGGUUGAUUUGCUUGGUCGAGCUGGGCUGCUGGAAGAAGCUGUUGAUCUCAUACAAAGUAUGCCAAUAGAACCUAAUGAUGUUGUGUGGGGAUCUCUACUAGCAGCUUGUCGGAAACACAAAAAUGUUGAACUGGCACAUUAUGCAGCUGAAAAGUUAACACAAUUGGCCCCUGAAAGAGUUGGGAUUCAUGUGCUGUUAUCUAACAUAUAUGCAUCAGCUGGAAAAUGGACUGAUGUAGCAAGAGUGAGGUUGCAAAUGAAGGAGAAAGGGGUCCAGAAAGUGCCUGGAUCAAGCUCAAUAGAAGUUCAAGGAUUGAUUCACGAGUUCACCUCAGGUGAUGAAUCACACGCAGAGAACACCCAUAUUGGAUUAAUGCUAGAGGAAAUAAACUGCAGGCUAAGUGAGGCAGGGUAUGUUCCUGAUACAACCAAUGUCUUACUUGAUGUUGAUGAGCAGGAGAAAGAGCAUUUGCUCAGCAGACAUAGUGAGAAACUAGCCAUGGCUUAUGGAUUAAUCACUACUGGUCAAGGUAUACCCAUACGGGUAGUAAAAAAUCUUCGAAUGUGUUCUGAUUGCCAUUCAUUUGCAAAAUUAGUGUCAAAACUAUACAAUAGGGAAAUUACAGUUAGAGACAAUAACAGGUAUCAUUUUUUCAAGGAAGGAUUCUGUUCUUGUAGAGAUUAUUGGUAAUAGAUUUAUUGAGAGGGAACUUCUUACCUCUGGUUUACAAA
Glycine soja is the source of this 2690-nucleotide messenger RNA. RefSeq names its product pentatricopeptide repeat-containing protein At3g22690. Bases 85 to 2649 code for a protein of 854 amino acids. The transcript has a single exon. Gene Ontology annotation, molecular function: protein binding; RNA binding; zinc ion binding. NCBI's taxonomy places the organism in Eukaryota, Viridiplantae, Streptophyta, Magnoliopsida, Fabales, Fabaceae. The record is from RefSeq and is a predicted model, not a curated record. Gene Ontology annotation, biological process: RNA modification.